Molecule: messenger RNA, 339 nt
Organism: Dibothriocephalus latus
Lineage: Eukaryota; Metazoa; Platyhelminthes; Cestoda; Diphyllobothriidea; Diphyllobothriidae
Source: the annotation of a GenBank genome assembly
AUGCAAAACAUUGACAUCGUCCUCACCUACUUUGCCAACCGAAUUGAGAAGGAACUAGGUCCACAUCCGACGGAGACGUCCAGUGUAAUGGCUGUGAUCACAAAGUCUGUUGGCAACUUCUCUCGAUCUCGCACGCUGAAGGAAUUCCAGGAGUUAAAGUUCAAGUACGUGGAGGAGGAGUCGCCGGACGAAUUUUUCAUCCCCUACUUGUGGUCACUCGUCUACCGUCUCUCGGGCCUUGCUCUGGACCAAAAGGCGCUACACUGUCUUGGCCAGGUUACCACUUAUACAGAAGGCGAUGUCCCUUCGGACACCACCGUCGGUGAUGGAGCGACUGUG